AAGCAUAUUCUGGAGUCUUUUUGAAAAUGUGAAAUACUUUGCAUGUUCUCAAAUCUCUUUUUACUUCCUCUUUUUCUGUUUGAGUAAUUCUCAUGCACUGGCAUAUGCUGCUUCAUUUGUCCUGUCCUUUUUAUUAUGUUCUUUAUGAAAAUGAUUUGGAAGCAACAAUUCAGGGUAAAAUGCAUUUGAAAAGAGUUCAUCUUCAAGAGACUUCAUCUUAUGAUUGUAAUGUUCUGCAUUGCUUCAUCUCUGAAAAAUGGCGGAUGGCUUCUCUUCUACUUUUGAUCUUUCUGCUCAUGAUUCCGGAUGUUUUUAGUGAAAAAGAUUGGGGUGUGAGAUACAUUCCUUCACACAUCUGUGCACUAAAGAACUCAUCAGUGAUAAUGAACUGCACUUAUACAUACCCUACUGGAUAUAAGAUUGAUAAAGUGUUCUGGACCAAAACAACUGUUAGAAAUGCUGAUAAUGAGUUUCCAGAUCUGUCUGAGGAUCCUGAAUACAGUCAGAGGCUUCAGUAUCUGGGAGACAAACAGCAGAACUGCACCAUCAGACUGAGUCAUGUGACACAGAAGGACCAACACAUGUACUGGUUCAGAUUCAUCACUGUUCAACCUGAUGGAAAAUGGCUUGGUGAACCAGGAGUGACUCUUACUGUCACAGAUCUUCAGGUGGAGGCUCCUGAGAGAGUGACAGAGGGUCAUAAUGUCAGUCUGACAUGUAAAAGCAGCUGCACUCUGACUGACAGAGCAACAUUCAUCUGGUACAGAAACUCACAGCCAUUAACUGAGAGAAGAGACAGAAACAAUCAACUCCUGCUGCAGUCAGUCAGAAGAGAGGAUGCAGGCAGAUACAGCUGUGCUCUACAUGGACACACUUACAUCUCUCCUGCUGCUCAGCUCAAUGUUUCCUAUGCACCAAAGAGCGUCUCAGUGUCCAUCAGUCCAUCUGUAAUAGUGGAGGGAGAUUCAGUGACUCUGAUCUGCAGCAGUGAUUCAAACCCUCCUGCAGAAAUCAGCUGGUUUAAAGUAGGAACGUUUGUAGGAUCUGGAAGAAUCUACAGCAUCUCAAAUAUCAACUCUCAUCACAGUGGAGAAUACAAGUGUAGAUCCAUCAAUAAACAUGGAGAGAAAUCCUCUGAUGCUGUGACUUUAAACGUCAUGUAUCCUCCCAGGAAUGUCUCAGUAUCUAUAAAUGGAUCUGGUGUAAUAUUGGAGGGAGAUUCAGUGACUCUGACCUGCAGCAGUGAUUCAAACCCUCCUGCUCUGAACUUCAGCUGGUUUAAGGAGAAUCAAAGCUCAGCUGUUGGAUCUGGACAGAGUUUCAGUGCACUACAGAGUGGACGCUUCUACUGUGAGGCUCACAAUCAACAUGGAUCUCAGAGAUCAGACGCUGUUACUGUCACUGUACAUGGAAGGAAGUUUCUGUAUGCAGUUGUUGGAGUCACUGUUGGACUGGGAGGUUUCAUUUUCAUUUUCAUCAUUGUGUGGCUCAUGCAGAAAAAACACAGACCUGAUCACAUCACACAAAAGCAGGAUGAUCUUUAUGUCAACAUAUCAGCUCAUGAUGGACCUCUGUCUGAAUCUGAUCCUGCGAAUCAAAACGAUGUCCUCUAUUCUUUAAUUACUCUCAACAAUAUCAGCAGAGAUCAAACUGAAGAAAAAGUGUCUGAUUCCGAAGAUACAGAAGAAAUCCAGUAUGUAACCGUCCUGUACCAUAGAAACAAAGGGAUGAACCAACUGGAAGAGAAUGAAAGCCAGUAUGACAACAUUAGAAAAUACCAGUCUAAUGCUGCCAUGAGAUCUGGUCAGAAGGUGGAGGAUCAGUCUGUGAUUUACAGCACAGUCAAAUGAUCAACAGAUCAGUUUGGCGAAAUUUUUGUUCCUGGAAAAACUGAUUUCCAUGUUGACAUCGCCCUCAUAUGUAGUGGGACUGUGGUACUGCUAUUCUGAUGCUGAAAUUGAAUUUCCUCUUUUUGGCUUUGCUUAAGAGCUGGAUUAUGGCAUGUUGUUGAAAAGAGCAUUUUCUCUCACUAGUCGUUUGAUCCAAAUGUUACUGAAAUCCUAAAUUCUUCAUCCAGUUUGUAUGAAAUUUAGAGAUCCUUCUGAUAAAAAGUUGGUAAAUGCAGAUUAAAUUUUGGCAAUAUAAUGACUGAAUAUGCUAUUUUAAGCUGCGGUAGGGAACUUUUGACGCUCUAGCGGUUAAUAAACAGAACUGCUGGCGUCUUGUGGAAGAACAUCGCAGCCGGAACUACUUCUCUCUGUUUAUGUAUAUGAAGAAUCACAAAGGUACUGGGUUACUCCGCCGUGGUACCCCGAAGCAAUCUAAAAUAGUCUGAAUAUAAACACUUAUUAUAGGUGCACCCUAGUGAUUCAGGACAAGCCAAAAACACAGUUUGGAAAAUGGAUUCAUGGUGUACUCGCUUAUUAUAUACAUUUUUCUACAUUUUGAACACAAACAAAGUUACGGACCACAGCUCUGAUUGGUUAUUUUUUACCGAGAGCGAUGGAGUUUCUGAAAAUGGCAAUAGGAGCACUGGGAGGAGCCAGAGGAGCUUGAUUUUUUUUCACAGAUUAUCUGUCUCAUAUUCUACUGUCAGGACAUAAUGGCAGGUUUAAUAAAUAUGUAAAAAAUAUUUUUUUUUUUUUACAAAAGUUCCCUACAGCACCUUUUACCCUAUUAGGUCUUGGGUGUCCAUUUUCCACCAAUUUGAAACUUCAGGAAAUCCUUUAAAGGGGUCACAUGAUGUUGCUAAAAGAACAUUAUUUUAUGCAUUUGGUGUAAUGAAAUGUGUCUUUGUGGUUUAACCCCUUAAGUGUCACCCCCCUUUUGGGGGGUAGAGCUGAAAAGGGGAUGUCCAUAUUCAAAUUAAUGUAAUUCUGGAAUGGUUUGGAAUAUGAACCUAAUUUUGGGCUCGUUUUUAAAAACACACUUGGAAGUUUCUUGUACACGUGAAAGAAUUUGAAUAAAAUGUAAAACAAAAAAGUUAUAGGUGUUUAAGUUUGUGGUAAUAAAAAAAAAAACAAUUUAAGGUAAAAACAAAACAAAAAAAAACAUUAAUUUCCACAUACUGUACAUUAUUGUUUCUCCUCUAUGCCCCACCUUUCUGAAAUGCAUUGUUUUUUUACAAAACACAUCGUUCUGAAAAGCUAUGUGUGCUCUGAUUGGCCAGCUAUCCAGUGUGUCGGGAUUGGCCGAAUGCCUCAAGUGUUUGAUGGAAAUGUCACGCCCCUUAACAUACUUUGAUGCGUGUCCCUGCUCCACCAGACAAAACCAAUGAAAACCAUUACAAAUGAGGCAUUUGUUGCAUCCAGUGGGGACAUAAUUACUGAUUAUAAUGACUUACAGGUGCUGGUCAUAUAAUUAGAAUAUCAUCAAAAAGUUGAUUUAUUUCACUAAUUUAAUUUAAAAGUUAAACUUGCAUAUUAUAUUUAUUCAUUACACAAAGACUGAUAUAUUUAAAAUGUUUAUUUCUUUUCAUUUUGAUGUUUAUAACUCACAACCAAGGAAAAUACCAAAUUCAGUAUAUCUGAAAAUUAGAAUAUUGUGAAAACGUUCAGUAUUGAAGACACCUGGUGCCACACACUAAUCAGCUAAUUAACUCAAAACACCUGCAGAGGCCUUUAAUUGGUCUCUCAGUCUAGUUCUGUAGGAUACACAAUCAUGGGGUAGACUGCUGACUUGACUGUUGUCCAAAAUACGGCAAUUGACACAUUUUACAAGGAGGGCAAGACACAAAAGGUCAUUGCAAAAGAGGCUGGCUGUUCACAGAGAAGACCACUACACACAGACGUAUGCAAGACAUGGGCUUCAGCUGUCGCAUUCCUUGUGUCAAGCCACUCUUGAACAAUAGACAGCGUCAGAAGCGUCUCGCUUCAAAAAGAAUUGGGCUGGAGCUGAGUGGUCCAAAGUUAUGUGCUCUGAUGAAAGUCAAUUUAGCAUUUCCUUUGGAUAUCAGGGUCCCAGAGUCUGGAGGAAGAGAGGAGAGGCACACAAUCCACGUUGCGUGAGGUCCAGUGUAAAGUUUCCACAGUCACUGAUGGUUUGGGAUGCCAUGUCAUCUGCUGGUGUUGGUCCACUGUGUUUUCUGAGGUCAAAGGUCAUCGCAGCCGUAUACCAGGAAGUUUUAGAGCACUUCAUGCUUCCUGCUGUUGACCAACUUUAUGGAGAUGCAGAUUUAAUUUUCCAACAGGACUUGGCACCUGCACACGGUGCCAAAGCUACCAGUAGCUGGUAGAAAAUCUAUGGGGUAUUGUGAAGAGGAAGAUGCAAAAUGCCAGACCCAACAAUGCAGACGAGCUGAAGUCCACUAUCAGAUCAACCUGGGCUCUCAUAACACCUGAGCAGUGCCACAGACUGAUCGACUCCAUGCCACGCCGCAUUGCUGCAGUAAUUCAGGCAAAAGGAGCACCAACUAAGUAUUGAGUGCUAUACAUGCUCAUACGUUUCAUUUUCAUACUAUUAUUUUGGCCAAGAUUUUAAAAAAUCAUUAAUCAAGUUAUAUUACAAUUUUUGGAGACACUGAAUUUGGGAUUUUCCUUAGUUGUCAGUUAUAAUCAUCAAAAUUAAAAGAAAUAAGCAUCUGAAAUAUAUCAGUCUGUGUGUAAUGAAUGCAAUAUAGCCUACUCUCCCAGGAAACAGUCAUUGUCCUGCACACAUAUGAAUAUUUGGGCUGGACUGUUCUAGAACAGUGCUGAAAUACAACUUAACCACUGAUUUCUAUGUGUGUCCUGUUUUGGAAGUCCAAAAAAAAUAGUUUCACUUUCAC
Messenger RNA from Carassius gibelio (silver crucian carp), 4765 nucleotides. Its product is annotated as B-cell receptor CD22-like. The coding region runs from base 93 to 1850 and encodes 585 amino acids. The transcript is spliced from 10 exons. NCBI's taxonomy places the organism in Eukaryota, Metazoa, Chordata, Actinopteri, Cypriniformes, Cyprinidae. The record is from RefSeq and is a predicted model, not a curated record.